Rhodamnia argentea is the source of this 1548-nucleotide messenger RNA. RefSeq names its product aspartic proteinase CDR1-like. The coding region runs from base 138 to 1481 and encodes 447 amino acids. The record is from RefSeq and is a predicted model, not a curated record. Gene Ontology annotation, cellular component: extracellular region. The transcript has a single exon. NCBI's taxonomy places the organism in Eukaryota, Viridiplantae, Streptophyta, Magnoliopsida, Myrtales, Myrtaceae.
GAGGUUAUUAGUGGUUCCAUUGCCAUUUUAUAAAUUGGACGUCCUGAUGGGAGAUUGUUCGGCGACCAAACACAGACCUACUUCGAGAAUCUGGUGCUCCCUUCAUCAACAUUACUUAGAAAACUGAAGCAAGUCCAAUGGCGAUGAAGAAGCUCUCUUCCCCUUGCCUACUCCUCAUCUGUUUCGCUCUACUCAUCACAUCCUUCUGCGCCACCGUGAGGUCCUCUUCGUCGAGACAGGGUUUCACUGCCCAUCUCAUCCACCGCGACCACAUCCACCACCCCGGCAAACCUCCUUCGCAGCGCUAUGCCGAUGCGUUCCGACGCUCCUUUGCUAGGGUCCAACGCCGUUUCGACAUGUACGUUCCUAUCCCGCCUUCAUUCCAUCUCGACAUGGCUCAGUCCGAAAUUCUCCCGGAUAACGGCGAAUAUGUCCUCAAGGUGUCGAUAGGGACCCCGCCCUUCGAUGUCUAUGCCAUCGCCGAUACCGGCAGCGACCUCUUCUGGGCUCAGUGCCUCCCUUGCGAUCAGUGUUACCCUCAGAAAAAGCCCAAGUACAACCCGCAAUCGUCCUCCACAUACCGCGACGUCGCUUGCCCAUCCCAGCAGUGCCACCUCCUGGACACCACCUCCUGCGCUCCUCCCUCCAAUACGUGCAACUACACCUACGGAUACGCUAGUACGUCCCUGACGAAGGGCGUCCUCGCGACAGAGACGCUGACCUUCGCAUCCACCGUGGGGCCGCCAGUGAAGCUCCCAAACGUAGUGUUUGGCUGCGGCCACAACAACACCGGCGUCUUCAACGACAACGAGAUGGGGAUUGUCGGGCUCGGGAAAGGCCCCGUCUCGCUCAUCUCACAGAUAGGCACGUCGUUCGGGGGCAGGCGGUUCUCUCAGUGCCUAGUCCCCUUCCACACCCCGCCAACCGUCACGAGCAAGAUGAGCUUCGGCAGCGGCAGCGAGGUCUCAGGGUCCGGCACAGUCACGACCAGCCUCGUGGCCUUGCAAGACCCGACCUACUACUUCGUGACUCUGGACGGGAUCACCGUUGGGAGCACCUACCUGCCUUUUAACUCUUCUGGGGCGGGCGCCAUCACGAAGGGGAACAUGUUCCUUGACUCAGGGACGCCUCCGACGAUCGUGCCGAGGGAUUUCUACAACAGGUUGGAAGCAGAGGUGAAGAGAGUGGUGAAGUUGCCACCCAUCGACGAUCCUCAGCUAAGGCCGCAGCUGUGCUACGGGAGCGACGUGCUGGCGAAGGGGCCGGUGCUAACGGCGCAUUUCGACGGCAAAGCGGACGUGGAGUUGAAGCAGACGAGCACGUUCAUAGAGGCUAAGGAUGGCAUAUUUUGCUUCGCCAUGACUCCCACUGACAGCCCAGGUGGGAUAUUCGGCAACUUCGCUCAGACUGAUUAUUUGAUCGGGUUCGACCUCGAUAGGAAUACUGUUUCUUUCAAGCCAACAGACUGCACCAAGCUUUGAACCCUCUUCUUUUCAUUUCGUCAUUAUUUGGGUGAAUAAAUUUACUAAAAAAAGAUUUAUUUCUCAA